This is a messenger RNA of Anopheles maculipalpis, 726 nucleotides long. RefSeq names its product transmembrane reductase CYB561D2-like. Gene Ontology annotation, molecular function: transmembrane monodehydroascorbate reductase activity. Bases 1 to 726 code for a protein of 241 amino acids. The transcript is spliced from 2 exons. The record is from RefSeq and is a predicted model, not a curated record. NCBI's taxonomy places the organism in Eukaryota, Metazoa, Arthropoda, Insecta, Diptera, Culicidae.
AUGAAAACUCCUUACACAACAAAUGAUCUAAAUCCCAAAGCUGUGAUGGACCGGAAAAGUGUUACAGAAAAUGAGUGGUUUUACAUGGUGGAAGGCAUUUUCAACACGAUUAACCACUCUAUGAUCGGAGUGGUCUGCAUCUACACCAGCUGGUUGUGUUGGAUGAAUGGAUUCGAAAAGCUCUACACCUGGCACGUGUUCCUCACAUUGAUCGGGUAUCAUCUGCUUAUGGCCGAAGGGAUUGUGUUGCUGUACAGUGGCAAUGGUUGGACGCAGAAGCUGUCCCACACGCACAAGCGCACCGUGCACUGGUUGAUCGAAGUGGUCGGUUGUAGUUGCUGUGUGGUAGGCAUUGCACUGGAAAUCUACUACCGGCAGUCCACCAAUCGGCGACACUUUUCAUCAACACACAGCAUCGUGGGGCUUAUUUCUUUGGUAUUUCUUGCCCUUACGCUAGUGAAUGGAUUGAUGGCGUUAUUUGCGGCAGAGCUUCGGAAGCGCAUACGUCCGAUUUACUCAAAGUUAGGGCACUAUCUUACCGGAACGGUGUGCUACGUGCUGGGCAUGGUGGCGAUCGUGCUAGCGUAUGAGAAAAAAAUCUAUCGUCAGAAUACGAUCACGGAGGGAAUAACGAUGAUGACAGUUUUUACGAUAGCGGUCAUAGUGCUCAGCAUGAUUGGGGUGGUUAAGGCAAUCUACAAUCAAUGUAAAACUCUAGUGAAGUAA